AUGAAAGAUGGCCAAUCCAUGCUGUACCUCGAUUAUGUCAACAAGGAACUGUACUAUUAUUGGAAGAGUAAUACGAGCAUAGAUAUAUCUUUCUUGGAUUAUGAUGGUGUUUUGUUGAAAAAUAUUUCAUUUCCGGAAAGGAACGUUAGUGCAUUUACUGUAUUCGGAGAUUUUCUUUACAUUCAGAAAAUGGACACAAGAGUGAUUCAGGAGAUGAAUGUUUCCACUGGUGUUGUAUAUCGAAACAUUUCUUUACCAAAACCGUUUCCCCGUUUGAUUGACCUCGCCAUCGUGGAGCAAUCGCAGUAUCCAACAG
Molecule: messenger RNA, 316 nt
Organism: Paramuricea clavata
Lineage: Eukaryota; Metazoa; Cnidaria; Anthozoa; Malacalcyonacea; Plexauridae
Source: the annotation of a GenBank genome assembly